AUGGCGAACAACGGGAGGCCCCCUUUCUGCUUGGCCGCGGCUCUCCAAUAUGGGGGAAAGGGAAGGCUGGGCUGUCCUUGGCAGUGCCUGAGCCGGGAUGGAGCUCUCCCGGGCAUGCCCGUUUAUGGAGGACAGCUUCACCCGCUUUUCCUCCCAAAGCAACGUCUACGGCCUGGCCGCGUUGCCGGGGGCGGCUCGCGGGGGCGGGCGGGGUCACGACAGCCCCUGGGGGGCGGGGCAGGGACAAGACGACGUUGGUGGGGCGGGGUUGGGGCAGGUGGAAGUGGGGGGCUCUGAGGGGGCAGGGACCGGGGCAGAGCCGAGCGGGCAGGCGCUGGGAGGCUCUAAGGGAGCGCCGGGGGCUGCUUCAGGGGUCGUUCGGUGGGGCUCAGAAGGUGCCUGUGGGGCUGGCGUGGGGCUGGGGGUCUCCGGCCCCGUUGGCCAGGAAGGGGCAGGGCGGCUCAGUUGGGCGUGUGGAGAUGGCCCCGGCGGGCUUCUGGCGGCCACCCUGAAGGGGAAGGUGAUUUAUUUCCGCUACCAAGAUCUGCGGCAGAAGCUGCGGCCCGUGGCCAGAGAGUUGCAAUUCACCUAUAUCCCAGUUGAUGCUGAGAUUGUCUCGAUUGACACUUUCAACAAGUCGCCUCCCAAAAGGGGCUUGGUGGUGGGGAUUACCUUCAUUAAGGAUUCUGGAGACAAAGCCAGCCCCUUCCUUAACAUUUAUUGUGACUAUGAACCAGGCUCUGAAUACAACUUAGAUUCUAUUGCACAGAGCUGCUUGAACCUGGAACUACAGUUCACUCCUUUCCAGCUGUACCAUGCAGAAGUUCGGGUUGCUGGCCAGCCAGAGACAGUUUUCCUCUUGAGCGGCAAUGACCCUGCUAUCCACCUGUACAAAGAGAAUGAGGAGCUGCACCAGUUUGAAGAGCACCCGGUAGAGAGCCUCUUUCCUGAACUCAAGGAGCUGCCAAGCAAUGUGCUGUGGCUGGAUGUGUACAACAUUUCACACUCGGGACAACGCAUCACGGCCUUUGGCUGCCAGAGCGGCUACAUCCGAGUUGCCCAGGUUGAGUCAGCUAGCCGAGUGGUGCUACAGAGCUGGAGCAUCCAGCAAGAUGGUCCCAUCUCCAAAGUCCUGGUGUUUGCCCUGCGGACAGCCUGCCGUCCAGGCAGUGACCUCUCGGGAACCGUGGCUUCAAACGGUAGUUCUGGCACCCACAGUCAGUGCUACAGUGUCCUCGUCACCAGCACUGUUGAGCUCUCUGUUGUCUACAGGAAUGUGCUGCAGAGCGGCCUUGAGGACCAGGUAGUCCUUCCCCUGAGUGACCAGUACGACAGUGUGCUCUGUGCCCUGGUGACUGAUGUCAACUUUGACUGCGAACCUGAGAUCCUGCUUGGCACCUAUGGACAGGAGCUUUUGUGCUACAAGUACAGAGCUGCGGAUGCUCCUGUUGCAGGCACAGCGGGAGCCCAGCCUUCCAGCCAGCCUGACGGGGAGUUCCACUUACUCUGGCAGCGGACUUUCCCCAGCCCUGUCUUGUCCAUGGAGUAUGUGGAUCUGACCUGCGACGGGCUCUGCGAAUUGGCUGUGGUGUGCCUGAAAGGGCUGCAUAUUCUUCAGCACAGCCUGAUGCAGAUGGCCCAUUGCCUCUUGGAGCGGCUUCGGCUGAAAGUGGCAAGCAGGGUGGCCCAGAAUGCGCUCUCUGCACAGCACCAAGACAUCAAGGCUGAGGAUGUUGAUGGGAACAGACCAAUGGAGUGAUGGCCGUGGCUGGGCCUCCUUGGCUGUUGGCCUUGUCCAGAAGAAAUGGCAAAGAGAAGCCAAGUAGCAGUGUCAUCUCAAGGGGGACCCUUCCAACUCUGCUACGGAGCCCGGGAAGGGAACAAGGACCAAAUGGAUGGCUGUGGUGGCAGUAGGAUGUCCCUGGAACCCUCAAGUGGUAUUUUGUGGAUGUGUCUUCAGGAGAAAUAAAGGGCAACCAAAGAAGCAGCUAUGCCUUUUUUGCCCCAAGAAACAAACCUCUCACGCAAUGCUUCUUUUGGACUGUUUUAUUUGUUUGUUUGCAAGAAAUUGGCCUGAGCUUGGCCUGGCCAAGAGCUCUAUAAAAAGAGAAUGAAAUUUGUAUGAUAAGCAGUAUCUGCUCCCUGUGUUUGUGAUCUACUCUAUAGGAAUCGGCUGAAGACUGCCAUUCCUUAUUUAGUUCUGUAGUCUCCGUGUCCCACCUAGGGCGGGAGCAUGGUUGGGGCUGGGACAAGAGGAAAAGGCCUUUUCCAUGACUGCACCCAGAUUAUCAAACGCCUUGCCCUGUGAAGGGCAGUUGGCUCCUGUGUGGCCAGGUAGUUCAUUCCUGCAGGCUGCUGCUUUGUUUUUUGUUUUUUAAAAGAGAUAGACAAUUUGUUUGUGAUUUCUUAACUGGUGGCCUGUCUCUUUCCUUUUCGUAAUUUUUUUUGUAUUUUUUUUUUGUAAUUACUAUGUUGUGGUUUACAACAGAUGCUAUGGGAGGUCGCUGAUUCAUAGAGUUCGCCAUAAGUUGGAAUCAACAUAAGUUGGAACAACAACAACAAACUGCCCUGAGUUGUGUUUUUCCCCUAGAAGGGUAGGACUUAAUUUUUUAAAAAUUAAUUAAUUACUUAGCCUUUUUCAACUGUUGGCGGCAGUGUGCCUGUGAAUAUCCGUUACCAGGAAUCGUAACUGGGAAGGGUGCUGUUGCGCUCGGGUCCUGUUCACAGGAUUUCCAUAUAGACACUUGGUUGGCCACUGUGAGAUCAGGAUGCGGGACUAGGUGGGCUUUUUGGCCUGAUCCAGCAGCCAGGCUCUUGCCCUUUCUCCAGCCACAUGAUGCAAGGCAGAUUGCAUCAAAAAUUUACACAAUAUUAAAAUGAAUACAGUGAAACAAAACCCCAGUGAGGCAAUUAAGAUGACAGUACCAAGCAGGAAAGCGCUGAGCAUCCUUGGUUUUCAAAAGCAAAUCUGGCUCCCAUCCUAAGCAGGCUUACUUGGAAGAAUGUCUCCUGGAAACUCCUCGCCUGGUUCUCUUCUCCCCUGCUCCUGCUUUCCAGUUCCCUGUCCUUUUAUCCACCUCCCCUCCCCUAAGUUGGUGUAGGAAGCUGAACUCGGCACUUACACCACACACAAAAUGGGAAGGAAGAUAGGGAGCUGACCUUUUUCCGAGACAGACCGCUGGUCCAUCUACUUGAUCUCCUUUGACUGGUGGCAAUAGCCACUCCCCAGGCUUUCGGAUGGGGUUUUCUAAAGAUGGUAGCGACUGUGCAUUAAUCCUUGUGCAUGUGAGUGUGUGCUGUGCUGCUGCCCUCUGGCCCUUCCCUCUUGAAGAAUGGGCCAGGAGAAGCAAGACUUUGCUUGUGUCAUAUAUCUGGGGCACUUCUGAAGGUAAAUGCACCAUCUUGUGACUUGGUGAGCCUACUUAGAGCUGGGACCAAUACCCAAGAGGUAGUGCUGUUAAUGUCCUCCGGCCACUAAUCCAUGCUCUUCAAAGAGUUCUGCUUUGAGCGCUCAACUGGUGUUUAAAACUGGAGAAGAAGCCAUUGUGCUUUCUCCAGUUGCGAUGAACAUUGGAAGAGCCAUAGCAUAUAGAAGGUCACAGGUUCAGUCCCCGGCAACUCCAGGUAGGGCUGGGAGGGUCUCUUGCCUGAAAAUUCUGAAGAGGCGCUGCCAGUCAGUGUUGACAGUAAUGAGCAAGCUCAGCCUUUCCCAACCUUCGGGUCCCUGGAUAUUGCUAGACUCCAGUUCCCAUCAUUCCUUGCCGUUGGCCAUGCUGGCUGUGGCUGGUGGAACUUGUAGUCCGACAACAGCUGGGGACCCAAAGGUUGGGAAAGGUUGUGCUAGAUGGACCAAUGGUCUGACUGAAUAAGGCAGACUCCUAUCUUCCAAUGAUGGAUGGAGCCUUCAUAAUCUUAAGCAGGUACGUAUUCCUCUGCAGGUGUGUCCAGGGCUGUGGAGUCAGUACGUCAAACCUUCGACUCCGACUCCUCUAUUUUUCUACUGUCCAACUCCGACUCCUUCAUAAAUGGCAAAUGUAUAUUAAUUUAUUAAUAUUAAGAAAUUAAUAAUAUUAAAAUAUUAAUUUUAUUUUGAAGUCUGAGUCAGUACAUUUCUACCAAUUCCGACUGCACCCAAAAUUGCUUCCAACUCCACAGCCCUGGCUGUGUCUGUUCUGGUACUAGAUUCUGCUGGUGCGUAAGAACAAACGGCCCAGGCGAAAAAGCAUGGAUUAUGCUCGAACUGUGGUAACAAAGUGUUUUGCAGCAUAUUAGCACAGUUGGGGGGGGGGACUGCAACAGCUCUCGUAGGAAGAGAUGCAGCAUGCCUUUCCGGGUGGAUUCUCUAGGGCAGGGGUGAGGAACCACUUUUGGCCCUAGAGCCGGAUGCAAACGUGGCCAACCUGGUGAUGACAUCCCAGUGGUGGGUGGGACCAAAGGCAGGAGUGGGUGGUGCAAACAGUAAAGCAAAAUAACAGCAAGAAAUAAAACUUCCUCCAGUUGAAUGUGUUAAAACAGAAAUGCAAUGGUCUGAAGGCACGUAAGGGCAGCUCCAGGGUCAGGUCUGGUCAGUGCCUGGAUGGGAGACUGUGCGGGAAACAGGUAAGCCGCCUUGGGUUUCUAUCAUGAAGAGAAAGGUGGGGUAUAAAUGUAAUGAAUAAUUCCUUCCAUUGGUAUAAAACCAAAUAAAAUUUAUUCAGACAUUGAAAAUAUUUUUUUUAAAUCACUCAGUCCUCAAAACUUGAUCCUUCAUCCACCCCACCCCCACUGUGCAACUCGCAAGAAAGAUGCUUGUGUCCUGCAAACAUGAUCACCUGCCCUUUGCUUUCUCCAUUCUGGCCAGGGGCAAAUUCCCACCCCACUCAUUCGAUCCUAACCCUUGUCUUAUGUGCUGCCCCGGAAUGUGGAGGGGGCCGGUAUGAUGUUCACAGUAUAAGCAGCCAGGGAGUUGGAGAGACAGUGAUGCUCCAGUUGCUAGCAGAACAGCUCUUUCCGGCUGCUUUGAGAGAGUAUCUGGUUCCCUGCGGAGCGAUACUGUCCUAGCAGCCAGAAGCUCCUGAGUGGUUCAGAUCCCUGCCAAAAGCAGCGCAACAGGAGAAAAACACUCCAGCAGUGCCUCGUUUAGAUGCACCCAAGCUGCCCUUGCAAAGGAACAACUGGGAGUGCAUUUGGUCUAAAGGCUUUAACUUUCCCAUCUGUUGUCCUGUGAUGUUAGGUGAUUGGCAGGUGGGUACUGCUCACCCAAGAUGGCUUCAUGGGCCAAGGGAGAGGCUUGGUGGGCCUAACUAGGGCGAGGGUAUCCCACCGUUGCUCUAAAGCAGGUGUUUGGAACCUUUGGCCCUUCUGAGGUCGCUGAAUAACAACUCCCAUCAUCAGUGCUUGCUCCUGGGGCUGAUCGGAGUUGUUCAGCAACAUCUGGAGGGCCAAAGGUUUCCCCACAGCUGCUUUGUGGUAUCCAGCCAUGUGGGUCCUCCUUUAUAGGUCAUCUUAGAAGCAGGG
Rhineura floridana is the source of this 5496-nucleotide messenger RNA. RefSeq names its product kaptin, actin binding protein (gene KPTN). The record is from RefSeq and is a predicted model, not a curated record. Gene Ontology annotation, biological process: cellular response to amino acid starvation; negative regulation of TORC1 signaling; actin filament organization. Gene Ontology annotation, molecular function: actin filament binding. The transcript is spliced from 12 exons. Lineage: Eukaryota; Metazoa; Chordata; Lepidosauria; Squamata; Rhineuridae. The coding region runs from base 98 to 1759 and encodes 553 amino acids. Gene Ontology annotation, cellular component: actin cytoskeleton; lamellipodium; KICSTOR complex.